AUGUCUCGGUCCCGCCCUCAAUAUGGGAAUCGGCCUAAGGAGCAGGUCAAGCCAGUUAAUCCAGAAAUCCGGCAGUACUUCGACCCGGAUCUACCAAUCUAUGGGCCUUGGAGACUUUGGCAAACCAAGCCAGAACUUCCCUCGUCUGAAGAGAUCAUGGGGACAGAUACACCCGGAGACGUUGUUGCUCUUACGGCCAAUUGCAUUUCGGGACCUUGGAUUUCCAAGGAGAAAUACUUAGAGGCCCAUUAUUCAUUGAUCCGGGAAGACUUGGUUGCGCCACUUCGAAAUGCUGUAGCCCACGUUCGCGAUAAUCCUUCUAUGAAAGAUACCGCCGAUGUUUCUAUCUAUGAGAAGGUCAUCAUCAUCAUUCUUACACUUCUUUUCUCAUCAAAGGUCUUCAUUGUUGGUGUUACCCUAGCCCGAUCGGGCUUGGCGUUCCACCUCCAAUUCUCCACUCGCCGCGCGGGCAAGAACAUUUCCUGGGCAUACUCCAACCGUCUUACUCCUGGAACAAUUGUCGCCCUAACCCCUAAGCUCAAUGCAUUCUCGAGCAAAUGUGUUGUCGCCGUCGUAGCCUGUCGGUUGCUGGAAGGGGUUGAGAAGAACCCUCCAGAGGUCGAUAUCUUUUUGGCCUCGUCUGGCGAUAUCGAGGUUGAUCCACAACAAGAAUGGAUCAUGGUUGAGGCUCGAACGGGAUACUUUGAGGCAAAUCGACACACCCUAACAGCAUUGCAAAAGUUGUCAAAAGAAAGUUUCCCGUUGAACGAACAAAUCUGCAGCCUAGCAAAAGACAUUGAUGCACCGGAAUACAUUAACACCGCGCCAUCCAUGGACUUCACGCCAUUGUGUGAAUCCUCUACACUCGAUGUCACCAGAAAAUACGACAUCCUCAAGCGAUGGCCCUCCCACCCAAUGGGAAAGCUGGAUGAAUCCCAAUGGUCAGCGUUGAAUCGAAUGUUGACUAAAAGGCUGGCCAUCAUUCAGGGCCCUCCUGGAACAGGCAAGACCUUUACCUCCAUAGCUGCCCUAAGAAUGAUGCUCUCAAACAAAGAUCCAAAGGACCCACCGAUCAUUAUUGCUGCUCAAACUAACCAUGCUCUUGAUCAACUGAUAAAGCAUAUUUCGGUGUUUGAGAAGAACUUCGUCCGGUUGGGUGGAAGAACCUCUGAUCCUGAAAUCCGCAGGCGCACCCCUUUCGAGAUCAGACAAACCCAGGUUCCAUUAACAAUUGACGGUGCAUCUCUAUUCUUGGACCAUAAUCUUUUGAGCCAAGACCAGAUUGAUUCCUUGCAAGAAACCGCAAAUAAGUGGCAGCAAUCCAACACACCUGCAAAUGCCGAUCCUUUGGCGGCUUGGCUUGCAGACUCCGUGAGGGAGUUCGACUACGAAUACGCCGGCGAUUUCGGGUUCGUUGAUGAUGACAUUGACCUGGAGUAUGAGCAGCUGAAGGAGACCGAAGUUGAACAUGGAAAAUAUGAAGAGGACUGCUCCAGCAGCGCCAGAAUGUCUCGGACAAAUGUUAAAAAACUGCUCACAGAGAAGGACUUGUACAAGAUUCACAAGAGACAUCGCGGUGCGGUUUAUGACUACUUGCGUGAGCAGCUGAUCGAGAACCUGGGAAAACCAAUGAAAGACCUCGCUCAAACUUACCAAGGCUGCGUUACAAAUUAUCAAAUUGGUAGAUUUGAACGUGACUACUGUAUUCUCCAGGAGGCAAAGAUCAUUGGGAUGACCACCACUGGUCUGAGCAAAUACAGAGGACUAGUCUCGAGUCUGAAUCCCCGUGUCAUCUUGAUUGAGGAGGCAGCAGAAGUACUUGAGGCCCCAGUUGCAGUCGCUUGCCUUCCUUCACUUCAGCAUCUCAUUCUAGUUGGUGAUCACCAGCAGCUCAAGGGUCAAUGCGCUGAGUAUGGACUCACCGGUGAUCCUUUUUACCUCGAUGUCUCUAUGUUUGAACGUCUGAUGCUAAACGAAAUGCCGUAUGCCAUGCUCCAAGAGCAAAGACGAAUGGUGCCAGAAAUCAGAAGGCUCGUGGCCCCGAUCUAUGGGGAUAUUCUUCGUGACCAUCCGUCGGUUAAGGAUCAUCCCUUGGUUCCUGGUAUGGGGGAUAAACGAUCCUUCUUUUUCGAUCACACGGCGCACGAAAGCAACGACAGUCUGUCGUCCAAGGUGAAUGACUUUGAGGCAUCAAUGGUAGUUAAGCUUCUUGCCUACCUUGUGAUGAACAACGUCCCGCCAGCUAGUAUUACUGUCCUGACGUUCUACAAUGGUCAACGGAAAUUGAUCAUGCGAAAGAAGUCACAGGAUCAAAACCUCUCCAUGGUCUACAUUAACAUACUGACUGUCGACUCAUACCAAGGAGAAGAGAACGAUAUUGUCAUUCUCUCGCUUGUUCGAUCAAAUGAUCAUCGAGGAAUUGGCUUCCUCGCACAGGACAACAGAGCCUGUGUUGCCUUGUCCCGUGCCAAGUAUGGUCUUUACAUAUUUGGCAAUGCGCAGUGUGUUAGCCAACACAGCGGUUUCUGGCAUUCGGUUAUUAACGUGAUGUCCGAGAAUCAACAAGAACCCCGUAUUGGCCCCGCUCUGCCUCUGCAUUGCACAAGACACAAUCAAGAAACCCUCAUCCAAACUCUUAAGGACUGGAACACUAUUACGGACGGUUGCAACAAGCCUUGUGGCAAGUAUUUGCCAUGUGGACAUCCAUGUCCCCGCAAAUGUCAUGGUUCCGAGCAUGACUGGGUAUCUUGCAAACAGCGCUGCCAAGAAAUUCGCAGGUGCUGCAACACGCCCUGUAUUUGUGUAUGCUCCCCACCUCACGCUCAUGAUUGCUUCUGUGGUAUGGGCAAUGACAGCAAAACCCAAAUCUUUGACGCCGGAUCCGACCGGGAUGAUUCUGACCGUGACGAUGAUCAUGGCGAAAAGGUCGGUCCCAUUACACGACGGUCACGACCCCGAGCUCCAACCCACCCCGCAACCUCGACUACUGACGAAGAAGCAAUGCGGUGUGCCAAGGGUGUGAGCCGAUGGCAGGCAUUUGCACAGGGUGGCGCCUUGCUGGAUGAUUAUCGUCGGGCUGGGCUCACAAUUGGCGGGCAACGUCCUGAAAAAGAUGUUGUGCCCGUCAAACCGACCGUCGGUGACGCCGUGGUGGAUGAUCAUCGUCGGACUGGGCUCAUAGUUAGCGGGAAACGUCCUGAAAAAGAUGUUGUGCCCGUCAAACCGAGCGUCGGUGACGCCGUGGUGGAUGAUCAUCGUCAGACUGGGCUUGUAGUUAGCGGGAAACGUCCUGAAAAAGAUGUUGUGCCCGUCAAACCGAGCGUCGCCGCCCCGGUCGAAGGACUAUUAAUCAACUUUGACGACGACGAUGACUGCCAGCAAGUUCCGGCUACAGAGAAAACCCAGCCUGCUGCCCCGGCCACUGAAGACCUGCUUACACAUUACGGGGCUGAUCUGGCCGAAGCUACGAGUGAAUUACAGGAUACCCUUCCUAUUCCGCACGAAAAAGACCCGAUGACCUUUGAAGAGCAUGAUCACUCCCGGGCUGGGGGUGCGAGUCUAGGGGAAGAUCCACUUACUGUCGUUGUUUGCGAUAACGAUUCGGCCAGCAGUCCGAUCCCAGCCAAAGUCUUGCCCACUCCUAUGGUUGAGGAAGUCGAAACCCCUCCCAUGGAAGGGCAACUGGUCGACCUCUCCUAG
This is a messenger RNA of Penicillium verrucosum, 3699 nucleotides long. RefSeq lists its product as uncharacterized. The record is from RefSeq and is a predicted model, not a curated record. NCBI's taxonomy places the organism in Eukaryota, Fungi, Ascomycota, Eurotiomycetes, Eurotiales, Aspergillaceae. Gene Ontology annotation, biological process: regulatory ncRNA-mediated heterochromatin formation. The transcript is spliced from 8 exons. Gene Ontology annotation, cellular component: nuclear RNA-directed RNA polymerase complex. Bases 1 to 3699 code for a protein of 1232 amino acids. Gene Ontology annotation, molecular function: helicase activity.